AUGAACACCCCUGGAUCGAUGGCACUCGGAUGGGGCCUAUUACUGGUUGCGGGCGGAGGCGGGCUGUAUCUGGCGAAGAAAGACAUCAAUGAACGCAGGCGCGAUCAGGCACGACGAGGUAUCAGGCCCACCGACACCCGGGAAUGGCAUGAGCGGGUCGCCGACCACCAGAAACGUCCACCGGCCGACUCUUCCCCACUGCAAGCCGUCAGCUUAGGAGACUCUUCGGCCUCGGCUAGCGAUCCCGCCCAGCCCGGCUUGCAGUCCACCUUCUCCAAAUUCGACCGCCCCUACCAUCCGCCCCAGCAUAAAUCUAAUCCUCAAUCCUCUCAUGAGCCUCAAUAA
This is a messenger RNA of Puccinia triticina, 345 nucleotides long. RefSeq lists its product as uncharacterized. The record is from RefSeq and is a predicted model, not a curated record. The transcript is spliced from 3 exons. Lineage: Eukaryota; Fungi; Basidiomycota; Pucciniomycetes; Pucciniales; Pucciniaceae. Bases 1 to 345 code for a protein of 114 amino acids.